CAGUGUAGCGCCAUAUCUUGAGCAGGCACAUGGCAACACUGCCGCCGCCACCCCUUCUUGGCCACAGUGAAAAGAAGUGGCUGCAUUGGUUAAACUCGUUGCCACUUGCCACUUGCCUGCUUGUGGACAGCUUUGCCGUGUUACAGAAUGGAGACGUGUUGUUUGAAGUUGCGAAUGCGCUACAGACCCUGCAGCCACCUCCUGCCAAAGCGUCGGCGACGGCGCAAUCUGCUCACAAAAUCCAACAAGUCCUAGCCGUCGUCCUGCCCCACGUUCCCAAACAUAGCAGCAGUCAUCACCACGUCCUUCGAGACCCCGAAAGCGUUCUCGACAUUCUAGAAGGCCAAAUUCCAGCCAUAUGCGCCACCUUGAGCAUCCUGAAGACGCUGUGGAUGCAAAAACACAUUCGGCGACUGCAGCAGCAGUACAUUCACGGUCAAGUGGACAAGCUACACCGCAACGUCCCCCAGACUCCACCUCCAGAACGACCACCAAAAACUAGAGUCAAAACCACUGUAGCCGUGUCAUAUCCAACUCCCACCACUCGCCUCGUUCCCAAAGUGUUUCGACCGCCAGGCUUGGCGUGGAAUACGUCAACGCUGUUAGCACCUGACAAAGUCCACAGCUCAAUCUCCCCCGCAACACACACUAGCCAGGGCCAGCCUCGACCAACUGCCAUAGCACCCUCCCCACAGAUACAAAAAAACUUCCACGUGCAAUUCAUGGUGGAUCCUCUAUGGCUGGCCCAAUCAGACACCCCUGCAGCACAUUGCAACGCCCCUUCAUUCUCCCAUAUGACCCCCCCAGGGUUACUCCCCUUGCCCAAGGCGUACGCAGUCUGUCGAUGGAUUCGAUCUCUCGGUAUCGCCCUGCCUUUCGACGAGCUACCCGGCACUGAUCACUUUACAGCCGAAACGUUCUUGGCACAGUCAGGUCGAGCCUUUCAGGAUGGAGUGAUCCUGUGCCAAAUCGCCGCCAUCUUAGCGUACCGAGGGGGCCCACCCUUCGUAAAAGCCAAGCUACGACCGCUGGUGGACCAGCCAGGCCGAUUUGUGCCUCAAGGGUGCUGCAUCGCCCCUCAGAAUUCUGCGCAAAAGCGCCACAACGUGCAGUUGGCCCUGACGUUUCUAAGUCAAUUGCACGCGCUACCCCCCACUUUGAUGCACAUGAACGACCCCGAGAGUCCCCAGUUCAGUGUCGACAUGUGGCGACUGCUAUACACCGUGUUCAAAGCAACUACCACCACGACGACACGAAACGCGAAAUGUACAUCCCCUUCCACACCAAAGCCCCCUCCAACCACACAACAAUUCCACCCCCACCCUUCGUCGACCAACAGCAGCAGUGUGCGACCGCUGCCGUGUGUUACCCACGAGCAAACCCGUCGCGUGACCGACUGGCUGCAUUCCCUCGGCUACACUAUUCCAUCCCAACCCGCAAGUCUCCUCCAAGAUCCCUUGCGAAAUGGAGUUCUUUUGUGCCACCUUGUGAAUCGCAUGGCCAACAUUCCCAAACCCGUCCCAGUGCACACGAACGUGACAACGUUGCAACAAGCCAAAGAUAACGUCUCAUCGGCCCUCUCUGCGCUUCGGUCCCUCGAGCCCCCGAUCGCCCCCGCCAUCUACACUUGUCAUAGUGACCCCAUUCUCAAAGGGCAAUUUCACCUCGUGUGGGGACUGUUGUAUCACGUCAUGGAAGCGUUCCAACGCGUGCCCGUUCAAACCAUCUCCCCUUUAAAUAAAGAAAUCCAUCGAGAUUUUGACAUACAAAACGAGAACGACCACAAGCUCCAACAAGUCGCAGACGACAAAAUCUUGCUCGUCGAGUGGUUACGUACACAGGGGUACUUGGACACCCUCGACUGCACCCAUGUCCAUCCAACGUUUGACGAUAUUAAGGUACACCUUCAAAGCGGGGUCUUACUCUGCCACUUGGCGAGUCGGGUGACUCAAAUGUCGAAAUCCGUUAAAGCCGAACCCCCAUACCUUUCGUCACAUGUUUCCAAACAAAUGGCCCUGCGUAAUAUUGAACACGCCCUCGAGUUACUACGUGCUCAUCCAGCCAUUCCCCAACGCUUCUUAUGGUGUGACGACAAGAUCUACGCGGGUCAUACACACGUCCUUGUGGGGCUAUUACAGGACAUUCGACGCGUACAUAAGGAUAGCCACCCCCCGCCGCACUCUAUUGCCCCCCUUCGCCCCCUACUCCCCAGCCCCCCGGGGGACGACGACGACGACGACGAGGAAGAGGAUGAUCUGACGACCGGACUCGUCACCUGCUGGCACGUCGACACGGAAGUGCAUAGUUCCCACCAGUGGCGGGAAACCGACAUCGAUCCGUCCGAAGAUUUGUUUCCACAUCCAAACGACCCAAUUAACCCCGACGAUGUUUCGUCAAGGAACAACCAUCCCAUGACGUGGCACAACGUCGACGAAGACGUCGUCCCCCAGCCGCAACCAUUCAAAUUGACGUCCACUCUGUCUGACCUGGCGGCGUGGCUGCAGGCGCUUCACGUGGACGGCGCCCCUCCCUCGCUGGAUGCGGCGACACUGCCCGAGUUUCAAGAUGGCCUGGUCCUUGUGUCGUUGGUUGAAAAGGUCGAACACGUUCGGCGGUUAGAUGGCGUAUGUCGUGCGCCGCGGGGGAAGCGGGCCAGUUGCCUGCAUAACAUCAGCAAAGUGAUGACGAUCUUGAGCCACAACAAGGCGAUGCCGUUGACGCUGCUACGACGGCAAAUCGAUAUUUUCAACGGCAACCAACAAGUUAUCGUGGCCCUGCUUGAUCAAAUUCGACAUGCGUAUGGGUACCACCACCACCGCUCAAAGCCUUGAGAAUAAAAGUUGAGUGGAUGUACUUGUUGUCGUCAAAGUUCUUGCGAGGGGGCACGAACACACAAAACAGUGUCAUCGUUAUUUCAUAGGGAAACAAGGGGAAAAUUAUUAUAUAAUCUCAACAAGAGCG
Aphanomyces astaci is the source of this 2961-nucleotide messenger RNA. RefSeq lists its product as hypothetical. Bases 30 to 2831 code for a protein of 933 amino acids. Gene Ontology annotation, molecular function: protein binding. The transcript has 12 exons. Lineage: Eukaryota; Oomycota; Saprolegniomycetes; Saprolegniales; Verrucalvaceae. The record is from RefSeq and is a predicted model, not a curated record.